AUGGCUUCCACUUUCUACAGUGGUGAGCCGGAAAGCCCUAUUGUCAAGACAGAUAUUCCCGGGCCCAAGGCCCAGGAGCACAUAACCAAGCUCGACACGGUGUUCGACACUCGCAGCUUGAACAUGCUCGCUGACUACACCAAGAGCUUUGGUAACUACAUCGUGGACCCUGACGGAAAUGCUCUCCUCGAUGUGUACGCCCAGAUCGCGUCCAUCCCAAUUGGUUACAACAACCCGGCCCUCGUAAAGGCUGCGCAGAGCCCCGACAUGGUCAAUGCCAUUAUCAACAGACCGGCAUUGGGCAACUUCCCAUCCCACGACUGGGACCAAGUCCUCGAGACCGGUGUCCUUAAGGUUGCCCCCAAGGGUCUGAACCAAGUCUUCACUGCUAUGGCCGGAUCCGAUGCGAACGAGACAGCAUACAAGGCAGCAUUUAUGUGGAGGCGACAGAAGGAGCGAGGUGGCCCUGCUGUUGAGUUCACCAAGGAGGAGUUGGAGUCAUCCAUGAACAACCAGGCGCCCGGUGCUUCUGAGCUCUCCAUUCUGUCUUUUAAGACUGGUUUCCACGGUCGUUUGUUCGGCUCCCUCUCGACCACACGUUCCAAGCCUAUCCACAAGCUUGAUAUUCCUGCCUUUGACUGGCCCCAGGCCACUUUUCCUCAACUCAAGUACCCCUUAGAGGAGCAUGUUGAGGAGAACGCCAAGGCUGAGGCCGACUCACUUGCUGAGGUGGAACACCUCAUCAAAAACUGGCACCUUCCUCCGGCUGCUGUCAUUGUUGAGCCCAUCCAGUCCGAGGGUGGUGACAACCACGCCUCCCCAGCUUUCUUCCGUGGUCUGCGCGAGCUUACCAAGAAGUACGAUGUUCUCCUGAUUGUUGAUGAGGUCCAGACUGGUGUAGGUGCAACUGGCAAGUUCUGGGCUCAUGACCACUGGGACCUCCCCACGCCUCCCGAUAUGGUCACCUUUUCCAAGAAAGCCCAGACCGCUGGUUACUACUUUGGCAAUCCUGAGCUCCGCCCAAACAAGCCCUACCGCCAAUUCAACACCUGGAUGGGUGACCCAGCCCGUGCCCUGCUCUUCCGUGCCAUCAUCGAUGAGGUCGAGCGCCUGAACCUUGUUGAGAAUACCGCCAAGGUUGGUGACUACCUAUAUGGCAAGAUCGAGGCCCUGGCGAAGAAAUACCCCAAUGACUUCCAGAACCUCCGUGGCAAAGGUCAGGGUACUUUCAUCGCUUUUGACAGCCCCAAGCGUGACCAGUUCCUUGCCAAGGCCAAGAAGUUUGGUGUAAACAUUGGUGGUAGCGGUGCUACUGCGGUCCGUCUUCGACCCAUGCUGAUCUUCGAGAAGCAGCAUGCUGAUAUCUUGGUUGAGGCUAUGGAGAAGAUUGUCACUAGCUGGUAA
This is a messenger RNA of Truncatella angustata, 1404 nucleotides long. Its product is annotated as aminotransferase class-III-domain-containing protein. The coding region runs from base 1 to 1404 and encodes 467 amino acids. Gene Ontology annotation, biological process: GABA catabolic process. Gene Ontology annotation, cellular component: mitochondrion. Gene Ontology annotation, molecular function: pyridoxal phosphate binding. The transcript has a single exon. The record is from RefSeq and is a predicted model, not a curated record. NCBI's taxonomy places the organism in Eukaryota, Fungi, Ascomycota, Sordariomycetes, Amphisphaeriales, Sporocadaceae.